AUGAUCAACAGUUAUGAUUUUAACAGGCUCGAUCAGAUGACCGAAGAUAAAUCAGCGGUUUUUGUGAUGGAUAUUUAUGGCAAUGGAGAGCCCACGUUAUCAGUGAAACACCUUUCUUACCUCUCAGCCCGAAUGCCCAUGAUUUAUGUAACAGGGUCAUACAAAUUACCAGAACCAACUCAAGCACCCAAUCUCUUGAAGAUAUUCCUUAUACAUACUAAACCGACAGAAUCAUCAUGA
Messenger RNA from Melampsora larici-populina 98AG31, 240 nucleotides. RefSeq lists its product as uncharacterized. The record is from RefSeq and is a predicted model, not a curated record. The transcript has a single exon. Bases 1 to 240 code for a protein of 79 amino acids. NCBI's taxonomy places the organism in Eukaryota, Fungi, Basidiomycota, Pucciniomycetes, Pucciniales, Melampsoraceae.